UCUCUAAUCUUUUCGUAACAUGUUCUUAAAGAGGAACGUAACAAUGCUUUUCAUGUUUUUUCUUGGACUCUUAUUGUCCAUUGGACUGGAAUUUACAGCUGCACAAUCCCCGGAGCCAGGAAUAUGCUAUGGAGUGAACGGUAACAAUCUACCAUCAAAGAAAGAAACCAUUGAUAUAUUCAAAUCAAAUGGAAUCACUAGGAUACGUAUAUACUUUCCUGAUGCUGAAGUCUUGGAAGCCCUAAGAGGUUCAAACAUAGAGUUAACAGUAGAUGUUGCAAAGGAAUCUCUUCAAGCUAUUUCUUCAGAUCCUAAUGCAGCAAAGGGUUGGGUCAACACAAAUAUUGUACCCUAUUCACAAGACGUCAGAUUCAAAUACAUCACAGUUGGUAAUGAAAUUCACCCUGGUGACGUUGAAGCACAAUACAUUUUAUCUGGCAUGCAAAACAUUCAUGAUGCACUUGCAUCAUCCAAUUUAGGCCAAAUUAAAGUCUCCACUGCAAUUGAUUUAAGCCUACUUGGAAAUUCAUACCCACCUAGUGAUGGAGCUUUUAGUGAAGCUGCUACUGCUUACAUGCAACAAAUUGUUAAUUUCUUAGUCCCAAAUGGGUCACCACUUCUUGCUAAUAUAUAUCCCUAUUUUGCUUAUGCUGGUGAUCAAGUAAAUAUACAAUUAGAAUAUGCUCUUUUUACUCAACAAGGUAACAAUGCAGUUGGGUACCAGAAUUUGUUUGAUGCUAUGCUGGAUUCAACGUAUGCUGCUUUGGAGAAAAUAGGUGCAAAUAAUUUGCAAAUUGUUGUGUCUGAGAGUGGCUGGCCAAGUUCUGGUGGAGUUGGAGCUUCAAUUCAAAAUGGAGGUGCUUACUAUCAAAAUUUGAUUAAUCAUGUUAAGAGUGGGACUGGGACCCCAAAGAGACCCAAUCAACCUAUAGAGACUUAUUUGUUUGCUAUGUACGAUGAGAAUCUGAAGCCAGGUGCAGAAACUGAGAGGCAUUUUGGGCUUUUACAUGCUGAUAAAUCACGCAAAUACGAACUUCGUUUUCACGGGAACUAAUUAUUAUAUAUCAGGUCUUCAUCAUAUGUGUAUAUAUUAGGAAAUAAAUGUUUAGAUGAUCCUAGCAAUCUAAGCAAAAAGGGAGAAUAUUAUGAGUUGUCUCUAUGUAAUAUACAAAUAUGUAUCAGUUUCAAUCAAUAAAAGAUAGUGUUUAUGUUUGUAAUAAUUUAUUAUGUUAUUUUUAUGAUGCUUUUUUUUUCUUAAUAUUUAGUUUGCUAUCUUCCACAUCCAUCACUUAAAAUUUGACACUAAUAAUACGAUACCACCUACGUAUUUUCUCAAAUAAACUGCUUCAUUUUUAUUUAUAUUCUUUUGAAGACAACAAACAUUUAUUAUCAUUGUAUUUGUUAUAGUUGCAUAAUUAUUAAUUACUUAAUUGGGAUCCGGUUUUAUCAUUAAAAAGAUGAGGAGCCAUUUAUGCGUUUUGGGCCUCCAAUUAGGCCCAAUAAAUACAGCUGGCUUUAUGAGCAGCCCAAAUAGCUUGAGACCCAAAAAAGUGAAAAACAUUUUCGGGCAUAAGUUAAGAGUUCCUUUUCACAUCUCACUCUGUUCUUCCUCUGUCUAUAAGAAUUUAGUCUGUUUUCCUUUUUUUUUUUUGUCUUUUUCUAAACCUAAAUUAUUUUCUUGUGUAUGAUAUUGGUCAUAUUUAUCUCAAAUUUAAAUAAAUAAUUACCACCGUGUGUCUUUUUACUCAUCUAUAUCGAAUAUAUUCCAUAUUUCAAUUAGAAUAAUGCUUCCAAAUUAAAGGGGGGAUAACAUUGACACCCCUAUUUUAUCAUACAAGAAACUGUAAGAAGCAGCAUAUGUUAAACUUCAAUUAGACACAUAUAUAUAUUCAUAACUUUAUUUUUAAUACUGUAAAGUAGUUGGUUCAUGUUAAUAUAUUACUAACUGAUUUUCAUGGGUGGCAUAUAAUAUUAUAGUUAAUUUGGUUCCUUUGAUGAUUUCUGAGCUAAAAUUGCAUUGUACUCAUCUCUGAGAGUAUUAUAUUUCUUGCUUAAUGCAUUGAAACUUCCCAUUUUCUCCUCUGUUAGCUCCCUCCUCUUCUUUUCCAAUCGAUUCUUUGUCAUUUCAAUUUGUCUCUUCAGUUCU
This is a messenger RNA of Arachis ipaensis, 2146 nucleotides long. RefSeq names its product glucan endo-1,3-beta-glucosidase-like. Gene Ontology annotation, molecular function: hydrolase activity, hydrolyzing O-glycosyl compounds. NCBI's taxonomy places the organism in Eukaryota, Viridiplantae, Streptophyta, Magnoliopsida, Fabales, Fabaceae. The record is from RefSeq and is a predicted model, not a curated record. Gene Ontology annotation, biological process: carbohydrate metabolic process.